AUGGAGGUUGCGUUGAAGGAUGGUUUGGAAAAGUUCUUUGAUAGUGUGGUGUUGAAAGAGUGGACGGAAAAGAUGAAUGAGCUUUUUAGGGAAGUGCAUGAAGGCGCAAACAACAAAAAAGUGAAUGAGCUGGAGGGUUAUAAUGAGUUAAAUAUGAAUGAUAUGGUUGAUGGUGGUGGAGGAAAUAGUUCACCUAUUAAAGGAUUGGUGUAUAGAAGGAAAAAGCUAAUAUCAGGAUUCAGUGGGGAUUAUUUGGUUGGAAGAAAUUUAGGAGAAGCUGUUGAUAAUACUGCAGAAGAUGUUGAUAAUGAAUAA
Messenger RNA from Lactuca saligna, 315 nucleotides. The record is from the annotation of a GenBank genome assembly. Lineage: Eukaryota; Viridiplantae; Streptophyta; Magnoliopsida; Asterales; Asteraceae.